Messenger RNA from Trichobilharzia regenti, 573 nucleotides. NCBI's taxonomy places the organism in Eukaryota, Metazoa, Platyhelminthes, Trematoda, Strigeidida, Schistosomatidae. The record is from the annotation of a GenBank genome assembly.
AUGUUGUCAAGAAUUUACAUUUGCAAUAAAAUUCUCAACCCUGUCUCUGUUACUUGUAAUCGAAAGUUAAGAGUGCAGUGGUGGCCGACUUUAGAAAAUCCAUGGGUUGAAGAAUCUCUUAAUGAUGACGAAUUGUCAAAACGAAAACCAGUAGAUUAUGAAGUUAGUAAGGCAGAAUAUGUAUGGGUGGAAAAAGUUUUGAAGAGAAAUAAGAUUCCGCUGCCUGAAGGUAUACCGGGUCCUACUCCUAGUGGUUGGAUUCCCCCUAACCCGGACUUGUCGAAAAAUGUACCUUAUUCUGUCAGAAGGUCGAAGAAUCAUAUGUUACCCGUCUACUACAUGGAGAAGCAACGAAAAAAGAAAGAGCGCUCACAUGGGGUCCGGCAGUUAACAGUCAUUCGACAUAUAGACGGUGAUAUGCACGCACUUGCUGAAGACCUCCGAACGCUUCUGCAACCGAAAUGUGAAGCAGGAUUGUUUCUUCAUCAGGUUGAUGAAGUUACACGCUGCAUAAAAAUUGAAGGUCUGUUCCAAGAAGAGGUAGCUAAUUUUCUCCUCAGCAAAGGAUUUUAA